Messenger RNA from Hypanus sabinus (Atlantic stingray), 1859 nucleotides. It is a transcript of the gene gbx2, whose product is annotated as gastrulation brain homeobox 2. The transcript has 2 exons. Lineage: Eukaryota; Metazoa; Chordata; Chondrichthyes; Myliobatiformes; Dasyatidae. Gene Ontology annotation, cellular component: nucleus. The coding region runs from base 225 to 1271 and encodes 348 amino acids. The record is from RefSeq and is a predicted model, not a curated record. Gene Ontology annotation, biological process: regulation of nervous system development; regulation of transcription by RNA polymerase II. Gene Ontology annotation, molecular function: RNA polymerase II transcription regulatory region sequence-specific DNA binding; DNA-binding transcription factor activity, RNA polymerase II-specific.
GCUUUGAUGGAUGUGACCCCUGGCUGCGAAACCCCCCCCAACCAGAGCCUAUUUCACACUCGGAUCUUGAAGGAGCCCCCGGAUCCCGGAGAGCGAUGAUAUCCAGGGGAAAUCGGAGCCUCGGACCAUCGGGCUACUGACUUGAGCCUUUGCACCUUGGACUUGCUCAGCUCUUGCCCGUCCUUCUUGACUAGCCUCGCCGCAUCUGGGCACCCUUCGCUUGUAUGUGCGCCGACUUCAGCCCGUUGACUGUGAUGCAGCGACCAUUGGGAACCGGCACCGCCUUCAGCAUAGACUCCCUGAUAGGCACCAGUCCUCAGCCCAGUCCCGGUCACUUCGUCUACACCGGCUACCCUAUGUUUAUGCCCUACAGACCGGUUGUCCUGCCCCCACCAGCCCUUCCACAGCCUUCUCUGCAGCACAACCUCCACGCCGUGCCAAGUCCUCACCACCACCAAGUGAGCAACCUGACCGGCUCUCUGUCCAACGGCUUCUGCACCAGCCUGGGCCAGGGGAUGGCCGUCACCACCCUCAUGGCCACGUUACCGGGCACGGGCGAAGGCAGCCGCAGCUUCCCGUCUUCCCCCAACCAGGAGCCGGCCAGGAAGUUCAUGCAGACUCUGGUGACCCUGGACAAGGCUGAAGGCGGGGUGCAACAGGAUGGAGAAGAAACCAAAGCGUUUCUGUGUAAGGACACCCCGGCUCUGUCUUUCCCGGUGUCCGAAGCCGUGCACGCAGUUAUAGGUGCCGUCACGACUAACAGGACACAAGAAAAAGCAGAAUCAAAGGUGGACGAAGAACCCAAAAGCAAAGAUGAGAGUUUUUCCAUGGACAGUGAUCUCGAUUAUAGCUCUGAUGAGAACAUCACAUCGCAGGCUGCUCACAAGGGAGAGGAGAGCGGCGUCGGCCUGGAGGAACACAGCCACCACACUACCACCCCAACAAACACUGCAACAGGCAAGAACCGGAGGAGGAGAACAGCCUUCACCAGCGAACAGCUGCUGGAACUGGAGAAGGAAUUUCACUGCAAGAAGUAUCUCUCGCUGACCGAGAGAUCUCAGAUCGCUCACGCCCUCAAACUGAGCGAAGUGCAGGUCAAAAUCUGGUUUCAGAACCGCAGGGCCAAGUGGAAACGGGUGAAGGCGGGCAACGCCAACUCCAAGUCGGGAGAACCGUCCAGGAACCCCAAAAUCGUGGUGCCAAUCCCAGUGCACGUCAGUAGAUUUGCGAUCAGAAGCCAGCAUCAGCAACUGGAGCAGCCCAGACCCUGAGACAAAACUUUCCAACCAGGCGAGACUAGGGGCAGAGCGCGCGUACACACGCACAUAUACACAGAGAGAAACAAACUAACUUCCUGGGUAAAAAACCCAAGACUUACAACAGACAGAUCCCUAUUUAUUAUAAAUAAAUAAUUAUGCUUUGUUUGUAUAUAAGAACUGAGAAAAUGCAUCAACUCUAUACGGUAUUUAACUGUUUCGUGGACCAAAACGUGUGCACUGGGAAUAUCGCGAACGACUACAUGCCAGGAGAGAAAGAGACCGCGAUACUAAGAUUCACAUUAAAUCCAUCUUCCAUUGGUGUUUAGACCACUUUGCAUUGUUUCAUCAUAUGCCAAAAGGUAAAUUCCGUGAAAUAUUGCUAUUUAAUGUCAUUUUUAAAUGUUCAUGAGGACACGGUCGUUGUGAUAGAUCUUUUUGUUAAUAUAUAUUUUUUUCGGCGUAAUUCGCUUUUGAAAUUGCAGUUCAUUUUUAAAGGAGAAAAAAAAAGACGAGUGUGACUAUAUGAAAUGAUGUUGUUAAUUUAUUUUACGUUUUCUUUUUGGAAAAUAAUUGUAGCAAAUUUCUUAUAAAUGAUGAAAA